Molecule: messenger RNA, 397 nt
Organism: Cladocopium goreaui
Lineage: Eukaryota; Dinophyceae; Suessiales; Symbiodiniaceae
Source: the annotation of a GenBank genome assembly
GCUGAAGCUAUGUCUUCGUAGGGCCCUCCCGCUGCCUAUGGCAGAACCACUUUCUGAGGAGUCACAGGGCUCCACACACGGAGAGCUGAUUCGCGACUAUGAGCCUUCGCAAGGCUCUUCGUGGCGAUUUGGGAGGCCAGACUACGCGAAGGUGAACCAGACCUACUUCAAGCACCGCACCAUGGCGCAUCAGGAGGGCUCCUUGGAAGCCCUUGUACAGAAGGUCCUGAAGAACUGGCAGGUGGAAGCUGAUAACAUUGCCGAUGUGCAUAAGUGGAAGACCAUGGAUAGCACCAAAUUCAAGUUGGCGGUGAACGGCGGAUGCCCCUGCAACGCGCAGCUCAUGGCGGACGUUGGAGCGCCAAACAUCUUGGUGAGCGAGACAUUGGCCGCUUGA